Messenger RNA from Leishmania braziliensis MHOM/BR/75/M2904, 1545 nucleotides. RefSeq lists its product as hypothetical. NCBI's taxonomy places the organism in Eukaryota, Euglenozoa, Kinetoplastea, Trypanosomatida, Trypanosomatidae. The coding region runs from base 1 to 1545 and encodes 514 amino acids. The record is from RefSeq and is a predicted model, not a curated record. The transcript has a single exon.
AUGAUGCGAUGGGCUGUCGACGUGGCGGGUAUUGAUGUCGCCGAGGACUUGCAGCGAGAGCAGAGAAAAUAUGUCUACAAGUCGCCGAGUGCUGCACAUGACGAGCCGUGGAGUACGGUGGAUGAUUGGCGGCCCAACUCAAGCGGCUACAGCGGUGAGUUAGGAAAAGUCCGGGCGCUGACCUGGGACGAGGUACGGGAUGGCUUUGCAGAGCGGGCGAUGAGGGCGAAUGACGCCUUUUGUAAUAUUGGGAGGACCACAGCAGGCAUACUACAGUACCAAGGAUCUAUCACCAUUUCAGGCGGCUGCUUAUCCCCAAUGCGCGGCGUUGGCAGUCGAGGACUGCAGAUGGACAGGCUAGUGAGUCGUAACCAAAGCACGCUCGCAGACGAUUCUGCCUCUGACACCGCCGCCCCGACGCGCGAGGUGCGUGUAUUUAGUACGUUUCUCAACGCUGAAGGCAAACGCACAACUGUGACGCUGAAUAUGACACAGCCGACCUACCGCGGCGUAGACAUCGUGGCAGCCUUCUUACAGCAGGCUGUGGCGUCGAAUGAGUUGCUCUCGCAGCGCUACUCGACGAACCCGCGCCUGUACAAGUUGUUCAUUGCAGACGAGUACACGGGGGAGGAAGAAAUGGCGGCGCAGCUGGACCUCAAUGCGCAGAGCUUCUCAUGCUACGCGAUUAACCCGAUGCCGAUGGCAAAGCUAUUUCUCUUUCCGCAGCGCACAGCUUUGCAAAAUACGACAACGCGCGACGUCAACUUGACUGUGCAGGUGCGCCCAUUAGACCCGCGGGCAAAGGCAGUGCAGCGACAGUGCGUUGUACCAGCCGACAUGCUUGCCGAGUCGUUGGAGGCUACCAUCUGUAGCCGACUGCCAGCCAGCGGGAUCAUUCAAGGGUCUCUGCGUAUCAUGCACGGGCCGAUGGAGCUAAACAUUAAUGAGUACUACAAUUUUGGCGCCGGCUGCGGUCAACCGAACUGUCCCAUCGCCGAGCGCACCAUCUUGUCCCUCUUCAGGUUUGGUGUUCGAGAAGUGGUGGUGAACGGGCGUGCCGUCGAGGAGGCCCCGGCAGAAAUUCUGCGAGACUUGGCAGAAGACAUCAUCAUUGACAUGGACGUUGAUGAGGCCAUAUCAUUCCAACAGUUUGAGGUGAUUUGCAUCAAUAAGUAUGGCGCACGUCAGCAGCGGCUGCUCUGUGUCGAUGGCGAGCACCUGUACACAAUGCGCCCGAACGCAUCGGAGGCGCUGCCCAAGACGACGGAGCGGAUGAUCAAGGACGUUGAGGAAGUGCGCAUCUUCGCUGACAAGCCUAAGUACAUGGAGAUUGCCUAUACAAAGAGUUCCCACUUUGAGGAGGACCACUUCGAGUGCAUGACGACGUACAACUGCGCGCUUCUGAAUGAAAAGAUCCGCAUUGUGCGUCGAGAACUGCGCAAGCGCGAGGCAGAGGAGCAGGCGGCACACCUCAGGAAUGAGACGGCGGUGCAGCGCUUCAUGACAGGGAUUCGCAGUAGGUGGUUUGGCGGCCGCGACAACUAG